UUUCUCUCUCUCUCUCUCUCGCUCUCUUUCUUUCUCUCUCUCUCUAAUCGACCACCACUACCUAACGGCGUCACACUUCCCUCGUUCCCGCUCUCGUGCUCCUGUUUCAGCCUCCUUCGACGUGCGACGUGUGCGAUGAGUGUGGACCUCCUCCUCCCCCUCUCCUUGUUGCUCCGCUCUAUUUUACAUAGCACAUGCAACCUUGCAACCCGCCCUCUCCGCCUCCUCUGGCUGUCCCGCUUUUUUCUCUCCUCUUGUCCUCGUGAGUACCGAUAAGCGACGAGCGGUAGACCACCCGUCGUCACGUCCCCGCAUCCGGGGCGGAUUGCGUUUGGUGUGGAUGUCAUUAAGCUCGUUAGCGCCUGGCCAGGAAUCUCGAUGCGAAAUGCGCGUUUCGCAGUCUUGUCGACAGUCCCGAGGAACGUUGACGCUCUGUCGCCGCGGGAUAAACAGUUUAAUCGUCUUCCGGAUGAUUAACGCCGCGCAAUUCGCUUGAGAAAUUUCGCCGAGCUAUUUCGCCGAUAAGCGUCAUUUAACUCAUUAGUUCUCGGGGCUCUCGAUACGUCGAUUGUGAAAUGCGCAUUUCAUGUCGUCGAUAGAUUCGCGGUUAAAAGAAAUGUCAGUUUUGCCGCUUCCGGAUGAGCGAUCGAUUAUUCCUCCGGAAAGCUAACGCCGCGAGAGUUGCUUGAGAAAUCCUUCGAAAUAGUCGCAACCGUCACGAAUUGCCAGAUGAUAGAGUUUUAUUACGUUACGUGUUGAUGUAUCCGAAAGCUGGCAAACAGAAAUUGAUUGUCCAAUCAGUAAAUUUACUUUGAGAUAAAGCCUGCAUGUUGACGUGUAUCAUAUCUUUUAUUACCACGAUUGUAAUUGUAUAUGUAUCGAGUUACAACGUGCAAUGUGUUCCAUGGGGGAUUUGCGAUUGUAUUUUUGGUUAAAGGCUCAGGUGGACGAUAUGCACUUAAACGGAUGUAUGUCAACAAUGAACAUGAUCUCAAUGUGUGCAAGAGGGAAAUACAAAUUGCUAGCAACCUGAGUGGUCAUAAAAACAUCAUAGGAUAUGUAGAUAGUAGCAUAACUCACACAACUGGUGGAAUACAUGAACUUCUGCUUUUAAUGCCUUACUGUAAAUCCCAAGUUCUACAAAUGAUGAAUAACAGGUUGCAAACAGGUUUCAAUGAAUCAGAAGUACUACAAAUUUUUUGUGACGUUUGUGAAGCUGUAUCGAGAUUACAUCACUGUCAAACUCCCAUAAUUCAUAGAGAUCUCAAGGUGGAAAAUAUACUGCUUGCUGACAACGGUCAUUACGUUCUGUGUGAUUUUGGGUCGGCGACGGGAAAAGUUCUCAAUCCUAGCGUCCACGGUGCCGCGGUGGUCGAAGAGGAGAUAAAAAAAUAUACCACUUUAAGCUACAGAGCACCUGAAAUGGUCGACAUGUAUUGUGGAAAACCUAUUACCACGAAAGCAGAUGUUUGGGCUUUAGGAUGUCUGUUAUAUAAACUCUGCUUUUUUACACUACCAUUUGGCGAAAGCACGCUUGCUAUACAAUCUGGAAAUUUCACUAUACCCGAUAAUUCAAGAUAUAGUAAAGCUCUCCAUUGUUUAAUUCGGUAUAUGCUCGAACCAGAUCCUGACAUACGUCCUGACAUUUAUCAAGUUUCCGCAAUCGCUUUUCAAAUUCAAGGCAAAGAGUGCCCUGUACAAAAUUUACAUAAAGUUCCAACUCCAACAAUAGAAUCAUUACAAUGCCCUCCCAUGGAAUCCGAGAAUAUUAAAAGAGCAGCGUCUGUUAAAACACCGAAACCUACGCCUAUAGCAACGACGGUUGAGGGCACGUCCGUGACACCGCGACAAAGACCGAAAGGACAGGCUGUCAGUACAGGACCAAUCAGUUUAAGUGGUCAAAUCGUGGGACAAAUAUCAGGCCAAGGAAAUCAGACCCAAACUACGCCGGCAAAUUCUUACGUUCAAGUAAGGCUAACAAAUCGAAAGCACACACGAUAUUUGAAAUAUACACGAAGUUUAUUAGAUAUUUUCGACAAACAUUUAAUCAAUGUAAUUAUUUUGUUCUAUCAGGUAUCACCACACGUUUGCACUCCCAGUCAAAGUGUUCCUUUCGGUCAGUCGCAAGGACAACCGUCGCAGUACGGUCAAUCACAAAGCCCAAUGAUCAGUCACUCCCCUCUGACUCAACAGUCACCCGUCACUGUUCAAGAUAAAAAUGCAUUUUAUUUCGAUUCGAGGCAGCAUGAUGCUACGAAAUCUGCGACGAACGUAAAUGAAAAGAAUUUGGAAGCGCUAUUUCCGUCGUCAGGAUAUCCGGAUCCGUUCAAAGAUGACACGAAGACAAUGCCACCACCUGCCAAGAUACCACCUCCCGUUGCUCCUAAACCUGGCAAAAUUCUUCCAAAACUGUCCAAUCCUAGUUACCCGUCGUCAUCUAAAUAUCCGCCAGUUACUUCGUUACCGUCAAAAUUGUCUCUUCCGACGGGGCCUAACAAAGCGACUCCGCUGACGGUAACGCCGCUAACUUUGCCAAAACCAGUUAAUAAAACAGAGAGUUUGAGUCAAAAUAUAAGUUCGAGCACAUCUCCACCUGACAGUCCAACAUUGUCCUCACGUCAUAGAAGGAACGUCAGUGACACAAGUGCUUUUAAUAAAGCAUUCGCAACUGAAACUACUCAAUUCUUAGCGCCAUAUGAGGCUUCGGUCAAGCCGCGUGCCGAUGAUACGACUACGCCACCAGAACUUCCAAAUGAUACAAGGCCUUGUAUAGCAACUAGUGCCUCGCAUGUACGUGUUGGCGAACUUUCAAAUCUAAUGGGAUCGGAAGGGAGAUCGUUGAGCGCGGAUGUAGCGGCAUGGAAUCCGUUUGAGGAUGUACAACCUUUCAAUCAGUUAACGGAAGAUCAUAUCUUCGGUGCUGAAUUCGACAAGAUAAGAAGAGGAAGCAAUACCAGUAUCAGUGGGGUGAAAAGUCGCGAAAGCCUUGUUAUGACGUAUACAGAAUUACCAGAAGAUCCCUUUGAAUCUGCACCCUUUAGCCUGCCAACAGGGAAGAAGAGUAAAAUCGGGUCAAAGACUGCUGCUAUUGCUGGAGGGAAGUCGAUAAACGGUAAGACGAGGGUACCUCUGGCGCAGUGGAAUUCCGGGGUCGAGCACAAUGGUGGUGGCGUGGACGACGAGGCGUCCCUGAUUACAGAAUCUAGCCCGGUUUCACCGCCGUUCGUUCGCGCGCCGGCAGAGGACCGUUCCAAGUAUGAGAAAUUGGCAUUCAACGCCGACGAAGUGUCGAGUGACAGCGACAAGGGCACCAAGGAGGCAAAGGAACGGGCGAGAAAGGUAAAGAGGCGACGUGUGAAAAAUGUGCUGAGUCGUAGGAGGAGAGUAGCUGCCCAGCAUGAUAACGCGGACAACGCGGCGAACGCGGAUUAUGAGUCGGAUGACUCGAUCGGUUCAGCCAGCGAUCUGCGCGCGAUGAAUGACGAGGAGGGCAAUGAUGGUGAGGCGAACGACGAUGAUGACGACGACGAGGACGGCAACGCGCGCGGCAAGCAUGACGAGACCAUCUCCGAGAGCGUGCGCACAUGUGGUAGUUCCGCGUAUCACGCGGAAUGUGAGUCCGUUGCGACGCAUGAGGAUGAUUAUAGAAUGAAGAGGCCGAGAAAACACCACUAUCGGCAGCAAGAGCAACAACUGCCGACGAUCGAUGCGGACCCAAUCGUCGGCCACCAGUACGGUGAAAAGCCAUUGUUGCUGGAUGAUGAGCUGGAUCCUGAAUCCAAACCGGAACAGUCACAUGGCGAUCCCUUUGUGCGACAUCAGUACGGCUCGAAGCCGUUACUGUUCAACAAUGGCGACAGCUCGUCCGACAACGAUAACGACAAGUCCAAGUCACUCAACAACGGGAUCUGGAAGGUGGAGGACGAUGUGUUCGCUCUGGCUCCCUUCCCCAGAUCCAGCAGUUCGCGAAAGAGCAGCGACAGUCGCGAGAGCGAGCCCAAAAACGUCGAUCUGGGCGGUAGUACGAGAAACUCGCCUCACAACUCGAAUCUAGUAACGCCGAUUUCCUGUUCACCCAUACCGGCGGAAGUAUUCACGGAUUUGGUGGAGAGUAAACUCUCAUCUCUGCCGACCAAGUCUGUCACUCUACCCUGUAAAUACCCCAAAAAUGUCGUAAUCGCAAACAACAAAACUAUCUAUGAGGAACCAGCGUCGUUCCAUCAGCCGAAUCUCAUUCAAACGUCAUCGCCGGUCAAGAGCAGCCCUCAUGUCAGUAUCGCCGAAGAGGAGGAGAAUAUUGAGAAGGACCUCUUUGGUUCUUCCCCGUUCAGCCCGAGUGGAUUCACCAAUCCCUUUAACAACGCUCAGUCAAAUUUUUCGAGCAUUGACUCCGCGUCGACACAGCCCAUGUCGAUUCUGAGUCCUUCGGUGGGUCCUUCCUCAUACGUCGAUUACACCAACUGCGUUCCAUUGCAAUCUCACAACACGGCGGUUACACCAAACAAUUAUUAUACUAGUCACUCGAGCACAAUCGCAUCCACGUCGAAAUACGGCAUGGUGACGGUAAAUUCUGAACCAGUGGUCAGCGUAGAACCGUCUAAAGAUCUCUUUGGGUCAAUCCCGUUCGAAGAGUUUACCUCGUUGAAGCUCAACGAGCAACAGCAACAGCAACAACGUCCGACGUCUCUAUCGCUGUCGCAAUCUCUGUCGCAGUCGCAGUCGCCAAAUUACGUGGAAAAUGUCGUGCUAACGACGACGUUACCAAUCAAUAACAUCGUGCAAUCUCCGAAAAAUAGUGUUGUUCAUCUGACACCUACACCAUCAUCGCAGUCGCAACCGUCGUCCGCCUACACGAUCCAAACGACCACGCAUACCGCUAGGAUCACCGUGCACGCAGUUAACAGUGUUUCCAAGGUGGACAUCACGCCUGACAUGAUGUCACCUUUAUCUCCCGAGCCUCUAGUCGUCGUGGACGAUGAUACGCCGAAACACAACAAGAAGGAUAAGUCCAAAUAUCACUUGAUUAAUGAGAACCACGGCGAUGUGUCGCCAACAUACAAGACGCCCCACAAGAUCAAAUCGACGAGUCACAAGAAGACGCCGAAGAGUAAGAAGAACACAACAGCGCCCACAGGUUUCAGCAACAUGAGUUUCGAGGACUUUCCCAGCGACGAAAACGAGGAGAGACAAGUGGGACGGACGAAGGUAGCACCCUUCGAGGUGAUCCGCGAGACGUCGGAGAAGCGAUUCGGUUCGUUGAAGAGGCGGAGCAAUCCGUUCACCUGAAAUAAGAUGGUUUUCGUUAGGAGCUAGUUGAUACAAAGACAUUUAUUAGCGACGCUGGAACAGAUAAAGCGCAUCGAUAUGAUAUAAUUGAUUAAUUCAUUGUGUAUAUUAUAGAGAUACUGAUAAAUAUCGGUAAACAUCUAUACACGCAAAAUUAUUAAUUGGUUUGAGAGUUUUAUUAUGUGUAUGCACACAUACGCAUAACACAUGUUACUAACAACGUUAGCAAGAUAUUAAUCUGGGUCUAAAAAUGUCAUGAUAAAAUCUCCAAUACUGAUAAAUCAGUCGAUAUACAGGUUGUACAUACAUAGAUAACGUUUGCGUUUAAAGCAACUUGCUUUUCAGAUGCGCAAAUAUAUACGUCAGAGUGAAAUAUUGAGUGAAUAAAGCGCUAUGCCAGUCUUAUAUUAUUUUUGGAAUGUGCGUUUGUGAAAAAAUAUAAUCUGGAAAAAUGUAAUUUAUUUAUUAGAAGUCUUAUGAAAGAUAUUGCAAAAAAAUUAUUCGAUUCAAAGUUUUCUCUAUGGUUAAGCCAAAUAUUUAACGCUACAGUAUUUAUUAAAAACUUUUUUUAAUGCUUAAAUUGCCCUCAAAUUAACAAAGCUAUGCAAAUCAUGAUUAAUGUCAUUUUUGACGCUCGUGUACUUUUUUUUCACAAACGUCGACAAUGUGAUAGCAGCGAGUGUAGCUGCAUAUGUUUAAAUCAGAAGGCAUAUAGCAUGAGCAAAUAUAUUUAUAUGCACACAUGCCUAACUCACAACAAGUGAUGGGUCUGUAAAACGUGAUUUACACUAAUGUCAGAAAGUAUUAAUUCAUAUACUAUCACUUUUUAAUUACUUUUUGCAUUUUUAGAAAAUUUACACAACCAAGACAGAUAGCCAUAAGAAAUUGACGAAAAAAGACAUUAAAUUAAAGAAAAUUGUUGAUUUUUUAAAUGAAGAAAGCGAGAGAGAGAGAGAGAGAGAGAGAGAGAGAGAGAGAGAGAGAGAGAGACGUCCCAACUUAUGUUUUAACAUGAAACCAGGUUGUGGAACUUGGCAGCUCGAUACCAAAAAUGAUAAAAAUAAGUAGAGAAAGCUCGUGCAUCUAUUUUUGCAGCUAAGUCUUUUCACUACGUUUGUACUUUAAAAAUUUGUAGAUUUCUACUAGUACAAUCUACUAGUUCAUACAAAGCAAUUUUUCUAAGAAAGUUGAUCUGUACUAUAUACACACAUAUAUAUAUAUAUAUCUGUAAUUCGUCGCUGUCUAGCGUCGGUGAGAGAGAAAAUUUUUAUCUUAUAUAUUUAUGGUCUCUUAAUGAAGAGAGAUUAUAGCAGAGUAUUCUUUACUAAGAUUAUGAUAUAAUGAAUGAUUUACAGAAAUUAGUGUUACAAAGGCGCAGAUAAUAGCAUUGAAGCGAUUCGUAAUAUUUGUCAUAAAGAAGCGAAAACCGGUUUGCCUAAAGAAUUGGCCUUAUCGUGUAAGACUGACUUAUUGUUUAACAGUCUCGAUUAACGUUUACAUUACGUAAAACGGCUAUGUUUCUUUAUAAAUGAUCACUUAUAAUCCGACAACUCUACUGUUUAUAAACACAAUUGUUCGAAAUGAAUAACGCGGUUGUCAUGUCCAUCAGGAUCGAGAUUGUUAAAUAAAAUGUACGAAAAGUAGACACGAUACUAGUACUUAGUAUGUCAGUACUAGUAAGAAUACUUAUCAAUGUUAAUUUCUGUCUCACAUUGAGAGAGAAAGAGAGAGAGAAUCUGCAUGUGUUAAAAUUAUUCGAUUUCAGCAACCGAAUUUUAAUACGUUUUAUAUAACUUCGGAAAUUAUUUUAACACUAAAUUUUAUACUGCUAAUAUACUGCGCCUUUUUAAUCAACUCUACGGACAAAAUCUAGUUCAAUGUAAAAAGAUGUGACAAUAUUAUUAAAAAAAUGUUUGUAAUCUAUAUGUUUUUAUGCACACACACACACACACACACACGCGCGCGCGCAUAUAUAUAUAUAUAUAUAUAUAUAUAUAUAUAUAUAUAAAUGUAACAUAACUUGUAGAUAUUAGCUUAUAUGAUUAGGUGCCUUCCUUUAUCGAGUAGCUUUCAAGCUUGCAAGUCUUUGCUGUUGUGUAGCAUAAAAGCUGAUAGUAUUAUAAGAUAAACAGAGUCAAUUGUAUUUGUAUAUGUAAGGGAUAGUGUAUCUGAGAAAUUGUUUUCUGUUUAGUUCCUAUUAUGGUGAGAUGUAUGUAAUGUAUAGAAAGAAUUAAAAAAUGAUUUUAACGUCGCCAUCAACAAAAGCAAGAGUGAUUUAUGCAAAUAGGGAAUUAAACGUUAAAUUUCAGUAAGCCAAUUCGACGAAUUCGGCGAGAAGUUAUAAUUUAAAUGUAUAUUUGUUGAACAUACGGAAAAGAAAAAAAUCGUUAUUCCACAAGCCUUAAAAUAAUAUACUCCAUCAUUCUAUGCACCAUGUAAAAUAGAACUAGCUAGGUGCUAAAAAAUAUACCGAGCAUUUUUAAUUUAACAACCAGAAGAGUGUAAUUCGUUUAUGUAAAUUUUUACAACUCUACGUAGUAUAGAUAUGAUACAUUCCUUCUUUGAAUUUUCAUAUAUUAUUUAUUAUACAGUUGGUUUUUAUAGAGGUUUUUCCCUUCGUUUUCUCAUAUAUACAUGUGCGGGAGAUAAAAUCAAUGUCCUAAUUGUGUGUGUUGGAAAGUUUUGCGGAUACUUUACUAGUUAUAUUUGAAUUUCAUCACUGCCUGCACUAACAGGUGUUUCAGUAUUUUUUCUUAUCAUUUAUUAUGAUUAAUAACAAUGUAAUUAUCAUGUUUCAGAAAAAUUUAAUGUGAAAGAAAUUAUGUGUUUAUGUUAAAUUUAACAGUGCAGUUUGGAGAUAAAAAAUAUUGUUCCAACGUGUACACAAUGUAAUAUAAUAAUGAAAACAGUGUAAAAAUGUAUAAAGAGAAUGCAAUUGUAUAGAAUACAAGAGAGAGAAAGACGCGAUUUAUUUUCCUCGGCAGGUCGGACGAGUCUUUAAUUUUUUGAUAUUAGGCAUACAAGAAAAAUAGUUAAUGAAAACACUAUCUCUGUAUAAAAUACAUAAAUAAAAUGUAUACUAU
Molecule: messenger RNA, 8369 nt
Organism: Monomorium pharaonis (pharaoh ant)
Lineage: Eukaryota; Metazoa; Arthropoda; Insecta; Hymenoptera; Formicidae
Gene: Nak
Exons: 13
Coding region: 874-5286 (1470 amino acids)
Biological process (GO): protein phosphorylation
Molecular function (GO): protein kinase activity; ATP binding
Source: RefSeq, a predicted model, not a curated record